UUUAUCACUGUGUAGGUCCUCGUAACGAUCGCAAAACGACAUAGGCAAACUAUAGCACGCCAAUGCUAGCAUAUCACACUUCCAUGCCCAUGUUCGAACGUUUGCCUUUCUUUAUUAAUAGUUGCUCUACAUUCAGUUGCGGCGGUUCUGUGCGUGUAUGCCACACGUACACCUGAAAUGAAUGUUUGAAAUCAUUAAAGAAACCAUUUGAGACAGGAAAUAAAGAUCAAUAGAAUCUUUAACAUGAAUUGCUUCCCAGUUGAUAAAAUUUGUCAUAAAACUAUUCAAACAGCAUCGAACACCUAAUAAUUAAAACAGACAGUAAGUAUUUCGAAAAUUAGUAAAAUCAAUCUAGAGCUGAAUUAUUGAAAUCAGUCAAAAGAAUAUUUCUAUUCUCGUUUUGACUAUACAUUAUCUAAAAUUAAUAUUUACUAUGAAUCAAUUUUCAGAAGCAAAUAUUUGAAUUCCACGCAACUGUGUGGUAAAUGAUGCAUAUGACGCCAUCUGUGGCGAAACAUCCAAGUUUUUAACCAAUUAGUACUCCAGUUACACCAUGACGUGGCGCCAUAUGCUACUUUUAGUAAAUAUUUACACAUUAACCAAAAAUUCCACAUAAAUAAUGUCAGAUAAAGGACAUUACAAUCAAUUUCAGAAAAAUCUAUCCGUUUUAAUUCGUUUCAAAAUUUUCAUUUUAAUAUUUUUUUUAUACACAUUAGUCUUUUAUUAUUAAAAAUUACUUCUUAGCGUAAUAAAUUGUUUUUAAAUACAUUUCGAAGCUAUCUAGUAAAUAAAAAUCAGCGAAAUGCUGUUUUUACUGUAUUAAUAGGUAUCCGAUGGUAUUAUAUGACGUUAAGUCAGCUAACCAUAAUAAUAGGCGUUAACGUUCUAUGACGCGAUAUGGCGUCAUAUGUAUCGCAACUUCUUAAUUGCAAACAUAAUUGGUUUUAUUUCAAGGUUUUAAAUAUUUUACUCUACUAUACUAUUAAAAUUUUGUAAUUGAAUUUAUGGAUUAUAUAAUGCCAUUUAUGUUUUUCUAAGAAUUUUCGAUUCCAACUUUUAUUUUUAAUACUCACAGCAGGCAAAAAUUAUCCUGCACACUUCUGUUUGAUAGUGUAUAGGCUGCACAGAUCUUAAUGAAAAUGGCUAACGAAGAAGAAUCCUUUUUGUGGGAGAAUUAUGAGGAUUGUUUGUCAGAUGUUCCAAGUAAUUAUGAAAACUGUGAUUCUUUAAGUGAUAGUGAUUUCAAUUCCUUUAGUGAUAGUGAUUUGGAUGAUUCACCAUUGAACAAUAAAAAACGAUCUCAUCUAAUGCAAGCACAAUCUAGUGACUCCGAUGAAAAGGACGAUGAUCCAUUAGAUUGGUCUGACGAUGAUUCACCUAGAAACAAUGAACCUUUCGAAGGUUUACCUGGCAUUAAAGCUUUGCCCACGUGUUUGGAAAGCGUAGAACAAGUCACUAAAUUAUACUUCACAGAUGACCUAUUUGAAACAAUUGUUAUAGAAACUAAUAAAUAUUAUGCGAGAAAUUCACACAAAUACACAGCAACAAAAAGUACUGGGAGGUGGAAUGAUCUGACGGUACCAGAAUUAAAGAAAUGGUUUGGUUUAAUUAUCAUAAUGGGUUUAGUAAGGAAAAGUAAACUAAUCGAUUACUGGUCCACAAACCCGAUCAUAGAGACCCCAAUUUUUUCUAAAGUCAUGAGUCGUAAUAGAUUUCGCCAAAUACUGUCCUGUUUGCAUUUCUCUGAUAACGAUAACAUGCCUAGAAAUGUAGACCGUUUAUUUAAAGUACAGUCAAUUAUAGAUCAUUUUAAAGAAAAAUUUAACGAAGUCUACAAACCCAUGCAGAAAUUGUUGUUAGAGGAGGACAUUAUACCUUGGAGAGGACGGCAGAAUUUUCAAGUGUACAAUCCAUUUAAAAUAACUAAAUAUGGUAUUCUUAUUAGGAUGUUAUGCGAAUCUAGUACAGGCUAUGUAUGUAAUUUUGAUAUUUACUCUGGUACCAAAAAUAGCUUAGAGAGUACGAUAUGGGGACUAGUGUCUAAUAUUUCUAACAUGUGGUAUCACAUAUACAUGGACAAUUAUUAUAACAGUGUCGAGAUCGCAAAACAAUUACUUUUAAAGAAAAUUAAAGUAUGUGGAACCAUAAGAGCGAAUAAAGGUUUACCGUUGUGUCUAAGAAAAAGUAAGUUGAGUGUGUUCGAAACCCGAUUCAAACGGCAAGGAGAGGUACUCAUUCAAUUGUGGAAAAACGAUAAAAAAAGAGAUAUUCGUAUGAUUUCAACUAUACAUAACUCCGACGUAAUAAAUACUGGAAUCAUAAAUCGUAAAACUGGCUUGCACAUUCAAAAACCAAAAUGCAUAAUAGAUUACGAUCAGCACAUGAAAGGGGUGGAUCGAGCGGAUCGGUAUAUAGCGUGUUACCCAAUUUUCAGAAAAAGCCAGAAAUGGACUAAAAGGGUUGCGUUGUACUUAUUCAAUUGUGGCUUGUUCAAUGCUUUCAAGGUUUACCAAAGUAUUAACCGUAACAGUAAGCUCAAGUUCAAAGGAUUUCUAGAAAGCAUUGCAACGGCUUGGAUCGAAGACAAAACGGUGUUGAGAUUGGACUCUAACCUCGAUAUCAUCCCCUCUACGUCGGGAACGUCAUCCCCAACACGUGCCCCCCGUUUCGACUCGUUGCAAAGAUUUUCAGGUGAUCUGAGGCAACACCAGCUGGUUAAAAUACCGGGAAAUUCGAAACGGAUACGACGGAGGUGUAAAGUAUGUUAUUCAAACAAAGUUCGAAAGGAGACGUCGUACAUGUGCAAACAUUGUAAAGUGCCAUUGCAUAUAGGAGAAUGUUUCAAUUCCUAUCACUUAAAAGAACACUAAAGCCUCAUUUUGUUGGCAAGCACAUUUUUUGUAAAAUAUUGUACUCAAACGAUUUUGAAUAUAUAAGAAACAUUUUAUACAUGUUAAAUAGAAA
Messenger RNA from Megalopta genalis, 2964 nucleotides. RefSeq names its product piggyBac transposable element-derived protein 4. Lineage: Eukaryota; Metazoa; Arthropoda; Insecta; Hymenoptera; Halictidae. The record is from RefSeq and is a predicted model, not a curated record.